Aspergillus ibericus CBS 121593 is the source of this 1068-nucleotide messenger RNA. RefSeq lists its product as uncharacterized. NCBI's taxonomy places the organism in Eukaryota, Fungi, Ascomycota, Eurotiomycetes, Eurotiales, Aspergillaceae. The record is from RefSeq and is a predicted model, not a curated record. The transcript has a single exon. The coding region runs from base 1 to 1068 and encodes 355 amino acids.
AUGGAAUUCAUGUGGAACGAAUGCAAGAACUACUUCAACGACGGCGUCAUCCCUGGAUCGGCACCAUUCCGCUCCAACGUCCACAUCUGCGACCUCACACCACCACCCACCAACAACCAUAACCAUAACCAUGACUACGGCAUCGAAAUCAGCCAGCAACUGAUGCCCCUCUUCUCAACACUCGGAGGCAUCAGCCCCCCACCCUGUACCUGCCACGACAUCACAGCCAUCCGCCAACACAUCGACAACUACAUCCACACAGCCCCCAGUACCCACCCCAACGACUACACCAUCUUCACCGAGAAGAACGACACCUCCAUCGACAUAAUCUGUCUCUACACCCUCCGCGACGUCCUCCAAUGGUGGACCUUCUGGGCAGGCAGCCUAAACAGCACCCAAGACCGCUGGAAACUCCUCUACAUCGCAUUCGGGACCAUCGCAGACGACGUCAUGAUCCCUCCCAUCGACGUACUCAACGGCACAUUCCGCUUCCUGGGCCACACCCUCGCCGACGUCCUCGCCGGUCUCCAAUCCGAGCACGUCAACCCCCACGAUCUCAAAUUCCUCGAAAUGUGUCUCUGGCGCCAAUACAUCGUGCAAUAUCUAGAGAAAUGCGACCCCUCUCUCCGGACUAUGCUCCUCGGCAAGACGACUCUCAUGACCCAGUUCCGCAUCGCCACGGCCAAUGCGGCCGGCACGGCGGUGGCUGUUCUGGCGGCGAUGGGGACGCAGUCCCGGGGUGUGCUGGAUGCAGUAGUGGAGAUGAUGGGUACCGGGUGCUGUUUGUCGAUGGAUAUGGCGAAGGAGGCGCUGGGGGUGUUGAAUGGGGAAGGGACGGAGACGGUGGCCGGGGAACGGGAACGGUUGAAGCGUGAGUUGCGUUGGGUGUAUGUGAGGUGCAUUGAGCGGUUGAAUGGGGUUGCUUGUGCGCCGGUUGCCAAGCGGUAUGCGACCUCGGGUCUGGUGUAUGUCUUUUUGAUGGAGAGGUAUCGCGAGCGGGUGAGUGGCGUGCGGGUGCCGAUUUCUGGUGCUUUGAGGGCUGUGUUGGAUGGGUUGGUGGGUGGGUGA